UUUGGACGUAUUAUUAGUAUAUGACGGUAUAAAUAAAAUUUGAACGGUUUAAAAAAUGUACUCAUUUUUCCAUUAUAAACUUUAUUAACAUAACAAAAGAAAAAAAAUACAGAGAGAGAGUUAAUAAAUUAUUACGAACGGCUGAAAAAGGCACAAAAUUCUCUUUGAGAGUGUGCAAUAAUUAACUAUAGUUAUUAAGUAUUUGUAGCAUUUCUUCUUUAUUUGUUUGUGUUGUGCAAGUAUUAGUGAACACCUGUGUAAAUGUGAACUAAAAAGAAAUAAAAAAAUAAUAAAUAAAAAAAUAAACGUUUGUAUGUAAACAAAAUAUAACCGCUAAAGUGAAACAAACAAAAAAGAAAGAAAACAAUAACAAUACGAUCGCAACUUCAACAGAAAACAAAAAGAACGACAGCAACAACAUUUUAUAUAAUUGAAGAGUCACGCUAGAAAUUUGACAUGAAAAUGAUUGGUAGCGAUUAUGUCUUGGAGGCUCAUAACAUCUAUCAUACCACUGAGGUUGAUGGUGGUGGUUGUUUCAAUGGAGCUGGUAGUUCAGCUUUAGUCCUAAAAGGUGUUAAUCUUACUGUGCACAGUGGUGAAGUAAUGGCCAUAUUAGGUUCUAAAGGCAGUGGAAAACGUGCAUUACUUGAUGUCAUUUCACGUCGUGCUGAAGGCUCAACUAGAGGUCAAGUCCUUCUUAAUGGAUCUCCUUUAACUAAAGCCUUAUUCCAACAACGUUGUGGUUAUGUCACGCAAUCAUGCACUUUUAUACCCGGCCUUACAGUUGCUCAAACAUUACACUAUACACCCACCAUUCUUUCAGGUUAUUUAAAAAGCUCAAAAGUGCGUCAAGUUUUGGCUGAUUUAGCUCUAUCACAAGUUGCUCAUAAACGUGUAGAAUAUUUGAAUAUAAGUGAGGCCAGACGUUUGGCAAUUGGUGUACAAUUGGUCAGAGAUCCAGUUAUGCUACUUCUUGAUGAACCCACUCAAGGUUUAGAUCCAUUAAGCGCCUAUUUGCUGAUAUCUAUACUAUCGAAUACUGCAAAGAAAACUGGUUGUGGUAUUUUACUCUCUUUAGAGAAACCACGUUCCGAUGUAUUUCCAUUUUUGGAUCGUGCCCUAUUUCUAUGCUUGGGUGGAGUUGUAUACUCUGGUGGCACUCGUGCCAUGUUGGAAUAUUUUCAUGGAAUUGGCUUCCCCUGUCCUCAACUGGAGAAUCCCUUAAUGUAUUAUCUGUGUCUAUCGACAGUUGAUAGACGCAGUAGAGAUAGAUUUUUAGAAUCAAGCCAACAAAUUGAGGCUUUGGUGGAAAGAUUUUCCAGAGAAACAUCUCUGUCGGAUGGUCCUCUUAAUAAUAUGGGCAGUGGUAAAGUUCCCUUGGCUUAUGGUAAGCCGGGAGAAAUCAAAGUUUGGGUUAUGUUGUAUCUAAAACUUUUAGCUUCUACUUUUUCCUGUGGCAUGGCUGGUAUGAAAUCUUUAUUUUUGCGUUUAUUUAUUUUGCCCAUAGCCAUGGCUUCAAUGUGGUUAUUCUACACUAGUGUAGGAGAUGAUGCUCAUGGAUUCUUUAGCAAAAAUGGCAUGAUUUUAAAUAUGAUAGGUUUGUCCUAUGGUUGUGGUAUAUUGACCACUAUUUCUUUAUUUCCCAUAUGGCGUAAAAGAUUUUCUCAAGAUACUCCCGAGGGCUUAUAUUCUGGAGCUACUUUAUUAAUUGCCUAUAACUCAGUAUCCAUACCAUUUUCCUUAAUAUCAGCGGUUAUGGCUAGUUGUGUUAUUUAUCCUCUCUUACUGGAUCCGAAAUUUCCUAAUGGUACCACUUUUGCUUACCUUAUGGUAGCUUUAUGGUCCAGUUAUGUUUUGGCCGAACAAUUGAGUAUUUCAUUUUUAUUAUUGGUCAAAGUACCCUUUAAUGCAGCCAUAGCUGUAUCUUAUAUUUUGGUUAUAUCGAUUGCUUUAGCCAGUGGCACCGUACGCUCUUUCAAAGGCUUACAACCAUGGCUGCAGGACAAUACGAAGGGUACACAUACACGUUACGCUUCAUCCCUUUUGCACAGUAUUGCUUUUCAAACACGUAAAAUGAAUUGCACACCCACCGCAUCGGUAAUAUGUCCCAAACCUGCCGAUUUUCUUCAUGAACGUUUAGGUUUGGCUGAUCCAGAUGAAACCAUUGAUGUAGUGGCCUCCUGUGCUUUUGCUAUUGGUUUGGCUGCAUUUAAUAUGCUGUUGUACAUGUUUCCUAUGCCCAGAUGCGUUCGUCAAAAGUUUAGAGACUGAAAAUGCAAUUUAAAAAAUUGAAUAAUUUUAUUUAUUUAUUAUAAGAAUAAUGUAUUUUUUUAAUAAAUGUGAAAUUAAGUAUUUUGUAA
Molecule: messenger RNA, 2360 nt
Organism: Lucilia cuprina (Australian sheep blowfly)
Lineage: Eukaryota; Metazoa; Arthropoda; Insecta; Diptera; Calliphoridae
Product: ATP-binding cassette sub-family G member 5
Exons: 11
Coding region: 457-2271 (604 amino acids)
Cellular component (GO): plasma membrane
Molecular function (GO): ATP binding; ATP hydrolysis activity
Source: RefSeq, a predicted model, not a curated record